CAACAUCAUACCACAACACACAAUGUCCGAUGAGGACGAAGACUACCACAUCCCACUCCAAGACCAACGAGUCUUUGGAGCUGGCAUUAAACGCAAAAGGAUAGCCUUCGUACCAGCAUCGUCGACGUCCGAGUCCAUUCUGCCCAAUUCCUCUUCAAACCAGCAACCCCAGCCAGUCGACAUUGCCUCACGUUACCUCUCCAUCGUCCUACCAAAGGACUCCCAACCACUGCCAGAUCGCUCCUCGUCCGCCCCUCCUGGGCCUGUUGUUGUUCGGUGUAAAGUCUGCAACAAUCCGAUAAUGUCGACCGACCAGCACGAAUCCACGCUGGCCCACCAACUCUGCUUGACUCACAUCAACCCUCCGUCACACCUUGACCGUUCACGCGUGGGCGUCAAGUACCUCGAGUCCUACGGUUGGGACCCGGACUCCCGCCUUGGAAUUGGCGCACGCAACGAGGGCAUCCGCGUCCCCAUCAAGGCCAAGGAAAAGCACGAUACAGAAGGCUUGCGCGAACAACGGCACGAAGACGACGGAGCAACCUCCCAGAAACGGCCCACGGCCAGAAAAGAGAACAAGGUCGUCAGACUCGACGCCAAAAAGGUCCGUCUACAGGCCGAAGAAGCCAAAAAAAGAGCCGAGAGGUUGAGAAAGUCCUUCUACGGUCCUGACCUCGAGAACUAUCUCGGGCCGAAUAGUUGAAUUGACUAUCCAAGUCCGCCUCAGUAGUCAUACUACGCCCAAAACAUGCCUGCUAUUCACACGCUACGAAUAUGGACAUUGCCAAAUGCACAUAAGACUGCGACUUCAACGCCGACGCCACGCUAAACUCAGGUCAUGUCAUUUCAGUCAGCAAAAGGCAAGGCGCAAAGGCAAAGAAGUGCCCCGAAACCCCAACAGAGCUUUAUUGUCCCUGAAGCAGGCGCUAAUGCUUCUUGAAUAAUCCCAGAUGGUGUUUCUUCUCCUUCUUCAACUUACCAUGACUUGCACUAUCGCUGCUUGGUGCCAAAGGAUUCUGGUAGGGGGCGGGCGCGGGACCAGGCUGCUGUGGUCUCGAUGGACUUGUCCCGACGCCGGGCCUGAUGCCAAUGUCCGGCCUGGGCCCACCGCUAACAUUCAUUCUGGCCAUUGCGUCCGUGGUCGAUCUCAUGCUGCUACCAUUCGCACUGGCGCCGGGAGGCCUUGACUGCUGAGCCUGUGGGGGAGGCUCUGACAUCCAUGCCGGUAACUUCGGCUGGGCACGAUCAACUGGUAGGUCAAGCUGUUUCCGACCAGAGCUAAGCAGACUCAAUUGUCUCAGAAAGUUCUUGGGCGUGAUCAUGUGCGUCGUCGCCAGGAAGACUUCUUUGCCGGCCAUACGCGAGACCUCAUAGCAGGCACGCGCUUCCGCGUAUGUAGCUCCACCUGCAACGAAGACAAUGAUGCGUUGACGAGGUUUGUUCGAUUGAGAGCGUGUCUGUGCCCAGGUAGGUUUGCCCGCAUUACGGAGUGACGUUUGAGCUCCCAUGCCGUGACUAUUUGGGUCAUUGAGGUGUGGUUUGACGGGUGGGAAAAUGGUUUGGUCAAGUGUACCCUGACAUUGAUCUUCUAGCAUAUAGCGCAACGCAGGCUCGAAUCGCGAUAGGCUGAUCUCUUCAGGGUUGGUGCUGGCUUCUUUCAUUCGAGGUGGGAACAAUGCUGUUGGAGGCACUGUCGUGUCUUUGAGCUGCUUCUCGAUCCUCGCGCCCAGAGUGAUGAGGUUGUAGAUUAUUUCGCCGUCCAUAGGUGACAAUUGACCAUGACAGCGGAG
This is a messenger RNA of Exophiala oligosperma, 1790 nucleotides long. RefSeq lists its product as uncharacterized. The coding region runs from base 23 to 703 and encodes 226 amino acids. Gene Ontology annotation, molecular function: nucleic acid binding. The record is from RefSeq and is a predicted model, not a curated record. NCBI's taxonomy places the organism in Eukaryota, Fungi, Ascomycota, Eurotiomycetes, Chaetothyriales, Herpotrichiellaceae. The transcript has a single exon.